AUUAUUUCUUUUUAUUUUUAAAAAACCUAUUUACCAAAUACCCUCAAGCAAAGAGCAAGCAUGUCGGUCGUUAAUGGCGUCCACGUCACGGUACCCGCUACAUGGAGCAGGUAGGCGACAAUGAAAAUGAAACGGAAAUGAAAUCCCAGUAGCUGACAUAUACCGAUUUUGGGUGCUCACAGGUCACAGCGAAACAAACAAACAAACGAUCUAAUCGAUUCGAAUAAUCUGUUUCUGUAUCUAACAAACUUCAACGGUUUUUUGAGCUGAAACCUAAGUUUGAACUGAAAACAACAGAAGUAUCAAAUUUGAUAUUGUACCAAAUCAAACAAACUCCUUGAUCAUAGAAAAGGUUCUGUUGCAAUUGAUUGGAAGUUGAAAAACUGGUUAGUUUUGGAGUGUUAGAUUAUUAUAUUUGAAUGAAAUAUGUCGUUGUUUCGUAAAUUGUUCUAUAGGAAGCCACCAGAUGGUCUGCUCGAGAUCUGCGAGCGUGUUUACGUCUUCGAUUACUGUUUUACCGUCGAUGCUUGGCAAGAAGAGAAUUAUACGAGCUAUAUGAGUGGAAUAGUUGGUCAACUUAAAGAGCACUUCCCUGAUGCUUCGUUCUUGGUGUUCAAUUUCCGUGAGGGAGAGAAACAAAGUCAGCUGUCUGACAUUAUGUCUGAAUAUAAUAUGACUAUCAUGGAGUACCCUCGGCAAUAUGAAGGUUGCCCAUUGCUCAGAAUGGAGGUGAUCCAUCAUUUUCUAAGAUCGGGUGAAAGUUGGCUUUCACUUGGCGUACAAAAUUUGCUUCUAAUGCACUGUGAACGGGGUGGUUGGCCUGUUUUGGCUUUCAUGCUGGCUGCACUAUUGCUUUACAGAAAGCAAUUCAGUGGAGAGCAUAAGACUCUCGACAUGAUUUACAGACAGGCUCCUCGUGAGCUUUUGCAGUUGCUUCAACCGCUGAAUCCCAUCCCUUCUCAACUCAGGUAUCUACAAUAUGUUUCAAGGAGGAAUGUGGCUUCAGAGUGGCCUCCAUUGGAGAGAGCUCUUACAUUGGAGUGCAUUAUUCUAAGAUUUAUUCCUGAUUUCGAUGGAGAAGGGGGCUGCCGUCCUGUAUUUCGAAUAUAUGGACACGGUCUUUCAUAUCAAACUACCAAUGAUGUGUGCUCUACUCCUAGGAACUCAACUCCUAGGAAAGGGGAAACUGUCCGGAAUUAUAAGCAGACAGAAUGCGAACUAGUUAAAAUUGACAUAAAUUGCCAUGUACAAGGUGAUGUUGUGCUUGAGUGUAUCAGUGUAAAUGAUGAUAUGGAACAUGAACAGAUGAUGUUUCGAGCUGUGUUUAACACAGCUUUUAUUAGGUCAAACAUUUUGAUACUUAACCGUGACGAAAUUGACAUAUUGUGGGAUACUAAGGAUCAAUUUCCAAAGGACUUCAGAGCAGAGGUUCUUUUCUCAGAGACGAAUGCUGCUGAUGCUGUUGUUUCAGUAGAUUUCUCUGGUUUUGAGGAAAAGGAAGGUCUACCAGUGGAAGCAUUUGCUAAAGUUCAAGAGAUUUUUAGCUCAGUCGACUGGUCAGAUUCCAAAACAGGUGUUGCACUUAAUGUGCUUCAACAAAUCAGUGCAUCAAAUGUUGUCCAGGAAAAUUUUGACACUGAUUUGCUACUUAGUGUACAACUUAGCCCUCGAAACCCUCAAAGCCCUAGAAGCCCUCGAAGACUGGAUAUGAGUCCUAGAAUGCGUCAGGACAGAAAGAAGCGCAUGAUCUUGGAUAGUGGCAUGAAGAACUCCAUGUUUCCAGCACAAAAGAUUGAGUCCAAACACUUGCCAAAAUCAUCUCCAGGUGCUGAUGUGGUUGAUGAGGCUGAAUACAAAGACUUUCUAGUUUCCAGACUAUCUGAUCUUAUGCGUCAAAAGUUACCUCAAUCGCCCUUAGGUUCUGGCAUUAAUCCUUUCUCACGUGAUGAUACCUUGUGUGAAGCUGCUGAGUUCACUCAUGAGAUAAUAUCUAGAGCUGCCUCAAAUCAAACCUUGUCAGUUCCACCUGAAACUGAACCUGUCAUGAGCACUAGUGCCUCAAAAAUUCUUCCAACUUCACCAUCCCAUCCUCAUCAUCUUUCUGGUUUAGAGCCAACGGAUCCUUCUUC
Jatropha curcas is the source of this 2129-nucleotide messenger RNA. The record is from RefSeq and is a predicted model, not a curated record. Lineage: Eukaryota; Viridiplantae; Streptophyta; Magnoliopsida; Malpighiales; Euphorbiaceae.